Messenger RNA from Saccostrea echinata, 1300 nucleotides. RefSeq names its product G-protein coupled receptor 157-like. The transcript has 3 exons. The record is from RefSeq and is a predicted model, not a curated record. Gene Ontology annotation, cellular component: plasma membrane. Bases 1 to 1008 code for a protein of 335 amino acids. Lineage: Eukaryota; Metazoa; Mollusca; Bivalvia; Ostreida; Ostreidae. Gene Ontology annotation, biological process: adenylate cyclase-activating G protein-coupled receptor signaling pathway; cell surface receptor signaling pathway. Gene Ontology annotation, molecular function: G protein-coupled receptor activity.
AUGGAUUCCUCUACCAAGGAUGCGUUUUUGGCGGCCAUUACUCUGCUUAGUGCUUCUCUUUCGCUUACUGGUGGAUUUGCACUCUUGUUAACCUACUACAAGAUACCAGAAUUCCAAAACUCUGUCCGAAAACUUCUGGUUUUUCUAACUAUAGCUGAUAUUUUUACAGCAUUGGGUUAUAUUAUUGGCACUGUUAACUUUCUUCGUCUGGAUGCUCAGCAGAGAAAUUCUACAGAUUCACUAUGCAUUGCUCAGAGUUUUAUCACAACCUUUUCUAGCCUAAGUUCUUUUGCGUGGACAUCCAUUAUUGCGGUUCAUCUAUACGUGUUAAUACGGACACAAAGAGACUUCCAAAGGAACCGGUCUCUAAAGAUCUUGUAUCAUUUUUCAGGUUGGGCUAUCCCAGCCAUUAUUUGUAUUCCUGUCCUGGCUGAAGACAAGCUCGGCCGAGACCACCACGGACAAAAAACAGGCACAGGUUUGUGGUGUUGGAUCAAGAUAAACAACACUGACGGGAAAAUCCACUCACGUGACAUAGUGCUGAUGUUUAUGACCGGAAAAUUCUGGGAACUUCUGACAUACGUUUUAUCGUUUUCUAUAUACAUGAUUUUGAAAAUAAACACGUACAUCGAGAGACAAAAAGAUAAAAGCUACUCCUGGAGAGAUGUAGGCGGUGAGAAUCUUAGAAAUGAAGAUGAACGAUUCUGUUUCACGUGGCUCAUUCUCUAUUUACUUCGAUUUUGGGGAACAAUGAGAUUCUUCAUCGAAAUUUCUAAAACAGAAUCCGACAAAGCAGAUGCUGUAGACGAUAUACUCAAAUAUUUCCACUGUGCAGGGGACAGUGCGCAAGCGUUAGGAAACUUUAUUCUGUUUUGUUUGCUCGACAAAAAUAUCAGGGGAAAAUAUCAUGAAAUGAUUGGUUACUGUUGUAAUAGACAUGAGAGAAAUGAUUUACUGAAGACACCCUUUCCAGAUUCAGGGAAUUAUCAGAGUAUACCACAGUCGUGAGCAGAAUCAGCAGAAGACAAGAGAAGUUUAUUAUAUCUGUUCAAAGUGAAUAUUUUUAUGAAGAAUAACUGAUUAUUCAUUAAAUAUAGUUACUAAGUAUAGGUAUUGCCGUUGAGCGGUUGAGACAUUUACAAGGGGGCAUUCAAUAUUGAAUGCUCGCAUUUGGAAUGUUUCGAGGCAUACUCGUAUACGUAUUGCAAAUUCAGCGUUCAAUGAAACGCCAAGAUAUUGAACGCUAAUUUUUUUGUAUUUUUUUUUAUCAUAGACUAUUUAUUGGCCAUAUAAAUUUCUU